Anopheles marshallii is the source of this 1272-nucleotide messenger RNA. RefSeq names its product protein FAM117B-like. The transcript has 5 exons. Bases 1 to 1272 code for a protein of 423 amino acids. The record is from RefSeq and is a predicted model, not a curated record. NCBI's taxonomy places the organism in Eukaryota, Metazoa, Arthropoda, Insecta, Diptera, Culicidae.
AUGUCCAGCCGUGUGCGGAAACACAACGAACCGAUGAAGGCAUUCGUGCCCGUCAGUUCCCUGCUGCUGAGAGGCACCGGAUCCAUUCACUGUUCGGGUGGAAGUUCCGGUACGAGCGCUACCGGCCAACAAACCGGCAGUCCCAGCAGCAUUAGCGGUGCGGCCAGUACCGGUUGCGGCAACACAUCGUACGCCAGCGGAGCAGGAAAGUCCCUGUCGGCCACGCUGUCCCCACCCGUCCGGCACAUCUCACCGGAACAUGCCAUCUGUGGCAAUCGGAGCCCGGGUGCACUAACGUGCAAAGGAAAAGUUCUUAACGACGGUUGCAUACGACGCACGGCAUCACUCGAUGCACUUUAUCUACGUCCAGCACCGGCCUGGAGCCUGAUAACGCCGACCCUUCUGCAGCUGGACAAAGCGACACAGACGGAGGAGUCGUUUCUCGAGCGAACGCGCGGUACCACCGGCACGAUGCUGUCCGCAGCACAGACGUCCGACGUGGCCGGUCCGUCCCCGUCGUCCACCUCGUCAUCGCCGGUAAUUACCCGUACCGAUGCGACGACCCCGACUGAUCUGAAGAUGGAGAAAGUGAUACGACAAAGACUGCAGCGUACGCAUCGCGGUGAACAUUCCGUUAGCUCCCAGACGCUUAGCCCUAAUCAUGCAAAAGCAAGCCCAGUGUCGAUACCAACACGUACCUGUCCGCCCGUACACAUACGGCCGAUGCGUAACUCUGUCGAAGGUUUGAACCAGGAGAUUGAAAAGCUGGUCCUGUAUCCUGGCCAGCAGCAUAGCUGUCGGGCCGAGUUGGAGAUGUACUCGCGCGGCACUCCAGAAGGACAUCGCGCACCGUUGGCCGAUCUGUUCCAUGGUGCUGGGGCCGUUUCGCUGGUCGGCGGUCCCGGUGAUACGCGCUCGGUCAACACGCAAACACCGCUCGGGGAUACACUGUCUUCGGACGAUGGUAGCCAGAGCACGUCGCCGGAUGAGGGUGCCGUCACGACGAGUGCAUCGCCUAGGAUCAACAAAUUCCUAGCCCGUGAACCACCGGAUGGUUGUGAAAAGGUUAAUUUAAAACUCACUGAAGCCGAUACCAGUACAAACACGGCCUGCUUCAAACCGUGCACUACCGCAUUCCAGCUGAAGCCAUCGCUAGGAUCCGCAUUCCAGCCGCUGCAACCGUUGCCGACGCUUAAAACAACACCGGAAGAUGACGAUGGCGAUGCUGUCGAUGUAGAAGGUGCCGCGGUCACCGCUUCCGCUACGGAGUAA